AAUGGCGUUGUUCGUACUAGCAGACUUGAGUUAGUUCUUAUUAUUCAGUAUUUGGGAUACAUACGCAGCUUUAGACCCGACAGUAUGGCAACCCUGGAUCAGAAAUCACCCAAUGUGCUUCUCCAGAGCCUCUGCUGCAGAAUCACGGGGAAAAGCGAAGCUGAAGUUGCCCACCAGUUCCAGUAUGCAGUGCGAGUCAUUGGGAGUAACUACGCCCCCACUAUUGAACGGGAUGAGUUCCUGGUGUCGGAGAAGAUCAAGAAAGAAUUGCUGAAGCAGAGGAGAGAAGCCGACGCUGCUCUGUUCUCAGAGCUGCAUCGAAAACUCCAGACGCAGAGUGUGUUGAAGCACCGCUGGUCUGUUCUCUACUUGAUGCUCAGCCUCUCUGAAGACCCCCGCAAACCAUCUGGCAGGGUUGGAAACUAUGGAGCACUCUUUGCCCAGGCCCUCCCCAGGGAUGCCCACUCCACCCCGUUUUACUGCACCCGGCCCCAGAGCCUGGCCCUGGGCUACGGGGAGAGGAGCGCCGGGCUGCCGGCCAGUGUGGGGACCAGCGGUAUCUCCAGCCUGGGGGUGUACACACUGAACGGGCCCACGGCGACGCCUCAGUCACUGCUGUCUGGUCUGCCCCCUCAGUCUGCAGCCAGUCAGACUCUGGGUUCCCGGCUGGCCUGGGCCCUUCCUGUCAGCUGCUCCCCUUCCUCCGCUCUGGCCCCUCUCGCCACUCGACCGCUGCUCGGACCAUCAGUCCCCUCCUCCCGAGUGGUCCGACCUCGCAAAGACGGCGAGGUGAGCGAGGCGGCUCUGGUGCGGGACAUCCUGUACGUCUUCCAGGGAAUCGACGGCAAGUUCAUCAAGAUGAGCGCCCAGGAUAACUGCUACAAGAUAGACGGCAAGGUGGUGCUGUGCAAAUCCCUGAGGGACACCAGCAGCCGGCUGGCGGAGCUCGGCUGGCUCCACAACAAAGUCAGGAAGUACACCGAUGCCAGGAGCCUGGACCGGGCUUUCGGACUGGUCGGACAGAGCUUCUGUGCCGCGCUGCACCAGGAGCUGAAGGAGUACUACAGGCUGCUGUCUGUCCUCCACUCCCAGCUGCAGGUGGAGGAUGAGCAGGGUGUGAUGGUGUGCACAGAGAGCAGUCUGACUCUCAGGAGGCUCCUAGUUUGGAUGUAUGACCCUAAAGUCCGACUCAAAACGCUGGCUGCCCUCGUCGACUUCUGCCAAGGUCGGAAAGGAGGCGAGCUUGCGUCAGCGGUCCACUCUUACGGGAAGACGGGAGACCCACAGAUGAGAGCACUGGUCCAACACAUCCUCAGCCUGGUGUCCAACCCCAUCCUCAACUUCCUGUAUCGCUGGAUCUACGACGGGGAGCUGGAGGACACCUACCACGAGUUCUUUGUAGCAUCAGAUCCCAACGUGAAGGCAGACCGUCUGUGGCACGACAAGUACUCCCUCAGGAAGUCCAUGAUCCCCACAUUCAUUACCAUGGACCAGGCCCGCAAGGUCCUGCUGAUCGGUAAAUCCAUCAACUUCCUGCAUCAGGUUUGUCAUGACCGAACACCGCCGGGCAAAAUCACGCCGGCCUCCAACUCUGCAGACACACCCAGAGACGCUGCAGAGCUGCUGUCAGACCUGGAGGGGGCGUUCCAGGAGAAGAUCGACGCCGCCUACUUCGACACCAGCAAAUACCUGCUGGACGUCCUCAACCGCAACUACCUGCUGCUGGAGCACCUGCAGGCCAUGAGGAGAUACCUGCUGCUGGGCCAGGGAGACUUCAUCAGACACCUGAUGGACCUGCUCAAACCGGAGUUAGUGCGUCCCGCCACCACUCUGUACCAACACAACCUGACUGGGAUCUUAGAGACUGCCGUCAGAGCCACCAACGCUCAGUACGACAACGCAGAGAUCCUCAAGAGGCUGGAUGUACGCCUGCUUGAGGUAUCUCCAGGUGACACCGGCUGGGAUGUUUUCAGUCUGGACUACCACGUCGAUGGACCCAUUGCUACGGUGUUUACAAGGGAGUGUAUGGGCCACUACCUGCGUGUGUUCAACUUCCUGUGGAGGGCGAAGAGGAUGGAGUACACACUGACGGACAUCUGGAAGGGACAGAUGUGUAACGCCAAGCUGCUCAAAACCAUGCCAGAGUUGUCGGGCGUGCUGCAUCAGUGCCACAUCCUGGCCUCCGAGAUGGUCCACUUCAUCCACCAAAUGCAGUACUACAUCACCUUCGAGGUGCUGGAGUGCUCCUGGGAUGAGCUGUGGAACAGAGUACAGCAGGCGCAGGACCUCGACCACAUCAUCGCCGCCCACGACCUCUUCCUCGACAGCGUCAUCUCAAGAUGCCUGCUAGACAACAGCAGCAGGAAUCUUCUGAACCAGCUGAGGGCCAUAUUCGACCAGAUCAUCGAGUUUCAGAGCGCCCAGGACUCGCUGUACCGCUCGGCUCUGGAGGAGCUCACCCUGCGGCUGCAGUUUGAGGAGAAGAAGCAGCAGAGAGAGGAGGAGGGUCAGUGGGGAGUGACGGCCGAGCAGGAAGCAGAGGAGAAGAAGAGGAUCCAGGAGUUCCAGGAAACCAUACCAAAGAUGCGCUCCCAGCUCCGCAUCCUCACACACUUCUACCAGAACAUCGUGCAGCAGUUCCUGGUGUUGCUGAUGACCAGCACGGAUGAGAGUCUGCGUUUCCUCAGCUUCAGACUGGACUUCAACGAGCACUACAAGGCCAGGGAGCCGAGGCUGCGAGCAUCUCUAGGAACCAACAGGGGGCGACGGCCUUCAAACAUCUGACGUGACGACCAAGACUUUGACGAGCGAGGCUCCCACUCAUUGGAGCGUUCGGGGUAUGACAUCAAAGCUGUGACAUCGCCCAGCAGACUUAAGCGUCGAGAUGAUGAUGUCAUGCCUUGGAGGAACGAACGAGCAGUAGCCGCCAAGUGAUGACAUCACAGCAGACGGCUCCAGUGAGGUCCGCUGUGUGGAAAUCACAGAGGAGUAAAGUCCAGUAAAUCAAACUUUGAAGGGCUGUAAAACAGACUGAGCUCCCCGAGUCACACAGGCAUGCCUUAAAAUGAACGAGGAAAAGGAACAAUUUCCUCAGCGUGGGUUGCCAAAACUAGUCCCAUCACACGUAAUGUAUGUACAUAGAGUUUAUGCAAAGAUGUAAAUGUGUGUGUGUGUGUUUGCAUCUCGACACCGUCACCAUCUUCUCACUAGGGUUCAACCGAUACGGGUGUGAUCUUUUUGCAGUUUUGUAUUUGUAGCAGACAAUAAAACGAUUAGAGCAUUUCUUAGGACAAUUUCUCGCUGUGUUCCUGCUGCAGAUCUGCUGGAAACACCGACACUGUGCAGUCUGCAGGAUAUUGAAUAUUUAAGGUCAAUAUCGGCACACCGGUGUAUUGGUCUAACCCUAGUUCUACAAUCUCGCCUCCUUUACAAUCCAGGGUUUUGAGUGUGUGCGGUCAGCUGAUCACAAUCAUACGGAGGGUUUUGUACGACACUCUCUCUGGCUCUUGCAGACAAAAAGCCCUGUUGUUUCAGACUUUGUUUACACCUUACAUGACAUAAGAUGUUGAUUUUAAUAUUCAGUUUGAUAUAUUUGUGAGGCGUAGGAAUCUAAAUCUCACAGGUUGUUUUUGAGUUUAGAUUUAAGUUGUUUCUCUGCUCAGUUUUGUUUGUAUGAGAUGAAGCAACAACAACCACAACAACCUCACUCCACUCAUUUCAUAAACAACAGGAACUAUAACUAAAAAUGUAAAUAUUUCCAAAUGAAAGUCUGUAUUUAACAAUCUGUUUAUUUUCUGAAGUCCGACGUUAUACAGAAGGAUGUGCUGUAUGUAGUGUUAAUAGAUAAGGUUUGCUCUGUGUGCAUAGUGAGAAAAAGCAGGUGGAUUUGGUUCAGUAUGGUCGCUGUUUAUUACCUCCCCACUUUAUAAUAAUGAAUAACUAUCUGCUGGAAUUGCUGGUAUUAAAAAUCGAAUGCUUUUUGCUUUAAAAAAUAGCCGAAAUUGUUUGGAUUGAAAAGUCAACAGCAUUUUAAUCACCAAAGUAUUACAAUCAUUCUCAUGCAAACAGCAUCGAUCUCACCUUAUAGGAGCUCUGAUCCUGGGUCAGCAAGGACUUCUGAAAGACGUCAUUUGAAAUGAUAGUUAAUGUAUUAUUAUAGAUCCAGAGGCUAAAAAAAACACUCUUACUUCAACUGUAAUUUAAGUCACAAAUGUUUCCUUUGGACUGUAUUAACUUCUGCAAAGCAAUCUUUAUCAAAGUACCCUCCCAUCUUUCAAACUGGUGCUGCAUACGGUCACUGCUCUCUGACAUUGCAUUCUGUACUGUGUGUCUCUGUCUGUCCUCUACAUCCUAUAGCACAUGUAUAGAAUAUAGGGACUCAAACCAUCCCGCGUCUUCUUUAAUAAAAGGUUUUUCAUUA
This is a messenger RNA of Eleginops maclovinus (Patagonian blennie), 4420 nucleotides long. It is a transcript of the gene tubgcp3, whose product is annotated as tubulin gamma complex component 3. Gene Ontology annotation, cellular component: spindle pole; gamma-tubulin complex; centrosome. NCBI's taxonomy places the organism in Eukaryota, Metazoa, Chordata, Actinopteri, Perciformes, Eleginopidae. The record is from RefSeq and is a predicted model, not a curated record. Gene Ontology annotation, molecular function: gamma-tubulin binding; microtubule minus-end binding. Gene Ontology annotation, biological process: spindle assembly; cytoplasmic microtubule organization; microtubule nucleation.